Messenger RNA from Xylaria bambusicola, 4395 nucleotides. RefSeq names its product heterokaryon incompatibility protein-domain-containing protein. The coding region runs from base 400 to 3771 and encodes 1123 amino acids. The transcript is spliced from 2 exons. Lineage: Eukaryota; Fungi; Ascomycota; Sordariomycetes; Xylariales; Xylariaceae. The record is from RefSeq and is a predicted model, not a curated record.
CAACAUGCUAAAUGUUCAUAAUUCUCCAAAUAUUAGCUUAUCUACCUAGGUAAGCAUGUGAGUGGAACGUGAAGGUAGCCAGCGUCCGCCCGCAGCUUAUUCUUCAACCGGGAAUCUGGAAUAUGAUGUCAGCGGCACAUUGGGAAGCAAUAAUUUCUGCCUUACAAGGCAUAGAGUUAUUUGGCCUAGACCCAAAUGAGGUGCCGAGGAGAAGAUGGGACUAUCGUUUACGGCGAAGCUGACAGUGGCGAGUUUCAAUGCGUGCGGCUGAAGCCGACGUGACCUUGUUCGAGACGCCUAGGUAUACCAAUUGUCUGUAUAAAUGGGCUUCAGCUUUCGUCCCAAUCAUGCAUAUCCGUGGUAUCGUUAUCAUUCUUUUCCGCUAUUCUUCAUUUCACGAUGGAACCCGCCCUUCCCUCUUCGUCGGAAUCGGAAUCGCACCCAAACAGCACCAGACUGUCUAGGGCAGAAGCUAUUCAUAUUUUAACAUCGGAAACUUUCCGUGAAGUCCUGCAGGAGGUACCGGCUGGCAUCGAUCGUUCGAAACGACUCCGCGUCGUUGCUAAGGUGUUAUUCGACGACGCCCAGCGCUCAAAAUCUUUGAGCUCUCUCAAUCAUGCUAUUCAGUACGCCCGAGAAGCGUUAGAGGAACUGCCGCUUGGUCAUGCGGAGAUACCCAGCUUAGCGGAUACGUUUAUCUUCUAUGCGCAGACCAAGGCCAUUUUCUCACCUAGUGUCGAGUCAACAGAAGAGUAUAUUGUUGCUAUACAGGCCGUGAUCGAGGCUACACGAGACAGUGGAGUCCACACUUUAUAUGUACAACGUCUAGGCUGGGCUUACUGGGCGCGAUUUGAGCUUAGCAAAAGCGACGACGACUUGGAAGCCACCAUCACUUACAUCACCACCAAGGUGAAGGUCUUAGAUGAUGUUCUGCCUAACUCGAACUUAGUCCUAGGACUAGCGCUACAUACUCGCUUCACACGCAGCCAGGUGGUCGGCGAUCUCCAUGAAGCAAUCAACUUACUCGAGACUACUCUCAAAGAUCCCACCGCAGCCGGGGAGGGUAGACAUAUUUUCUUAAUGAAUCUCGUACAGUAUUCCGUUGAAGGUAUCAAACAUGGCGAUGCAGCUACUGGUCUCGCUCGGCUUAUCGCCAACGCUAAGCUUGCACUUCCCGAUCUUCCAGAUGGGGCGAAGAAGGUCUAUGUUCAAGAGACAUUGGCCAAAGCAGAGAAUUUGUUGGAGAUGAUGCAGCAGCGGCCAGCAUUGGUUUCCAUAUUCAAAGAAUUGGGAAUAUCGAACCUCGAUGCAGAUACUGCGCCCGCUGUGAUUGGCAAGACGCAUGUUCCUUCUGAGUUGUACGCAGCCUGCCCGGUCGGGAAGGAUCUCAUCCGAACGCUGGAGUUACUUCCCGGAAAAGGUGAUGAUGAAAUCAUUUGUAAUAUAAAGCCAGAGAAGUUAGACGGAAAUGCCCAAUUCGAAGCGCUUUCGUACACCUGGGGAGAUCUAAAUCAAGUGACUGAAAUCACUAUUGGGAGAUCUAAAUGUCAAGUUACAACGAAUCUAUCAAAUGCUCUUCGUCAUUUGCGUUCUCCAGAUAUGCCACGAAUACUCUGGGUCGAUGCCGUCUGUAUCAACCAAAAGGACACCGAUGAGAAAGCCCAGCAAGUAGCAAUGAUGGGUGAUAUUUACCAGGCAGCUUCCCAAGUUUUAGUUUGGAUAGGAGCGCCUCCAGCUGAUAGCGAGGGUGUCCCAAGCGUAGCCAAUGGAUCAUUCGGAGCUCUACUGCAUUCCGAAAAGUUGGAGUGGUACACUGACAAUGACAUUUCCCUGAUGAGACAAUUUUUCACCAACGGGCAUGACUUCUCGGACUGGCCUGUGAUAGGGGCUCUGUCAACGCUGACGCUACUCGCCCGCAGCGCCCAUUUGAAUACGCUACCGUUCUUCCAAGACCCGCGCUACUCGGAUUUCAACAUCGGAAUAUACCCUUCAGACCUGUGGCAGAAGAGCACGAAGGCUUUGGAUGCUCUGCUGAAGAGUCCAUAUUGGAGCCGAGUCUGGGUUUUUCAGGAGAUGGUCCUAGGUCGCCGUGUGCUGAUUCAUUAUGGCAGACAUAUUCUCCCUCUUGAACUUUUCAUUGAUGCGGAGAAGGCUAUGCGCGAGCAUUAUUAUGGCUGUUGUUAUGAGCACUGUGCUGCGCAGUCUAAUAACAAGUGGUCGGCCUUGUACAGCAUUCUGAAGAACUUAGCUACAAUCCGCAGCAUUGGCAAGAUGAAGUCCUCUCGUGCGAUGGGCAAUGAACUGUCGUUGUUCGAUACUAUGCUAGGAGGCGUUGAUUUUAGAAAGGCGACAGAUCCGAGAGAUCAAGUGUACGGGCUUCUAGGUCUCGUCAGUGGACACACAGAAGACACCUUACUUCGACCAGACUAUUCUCUCCCAGUACCCAAUGUCUAUUCCCGUGCAACGUGCAAAAUAAUGCAAAACGACAGGAGUUUGCGUCUUCUUUCAUAUGCAGAUAGGCAGAAUUCUGUCGAUGAUCUGCCAUCUUGGUGCCACGACUUCAACGGAAGCUCUCCGUUCAAUCCCAACCCUUAUUUCUGGGAUCUUUUCAGUGCAUACAGCGGCGAAAGGCUCAGCGUCGAGCUUCACCAGGAUGCUCAACUGCGUGUCAUUGGGUAUCACCUCGACGUCAUAGCAGACAGCACAGAAGCUCGAACCCCUGAGAGUAUAUCCAUCACGUCUUUACUGCGGUGGAUAGAUGGCGGCCUAAAGCUUACAUUGGAGAAAUGUGCAACGGAUGAAGAAGAAGCAUAUCUUCAUAAGCAAGACAUCCAUGUUAACGAAGCCUUUGGUAGAACACUCAUUGGAGACACAAUUACAUGCAGUGACGGCUCAACUCGCCGCGCUGUUUUCGAAGAUAUUACAAACCUUUUCACAUGGAUUGAAUGGGCCCGCCGUGAUAUUCCUUCAGGAACAAGAGACUGGGCUGCUCGUGAAUGCCCACUCGUGUUUCAGGAGAUUAGUAAAAGCUUUCUUGACCGGACGCAAUCGCGGAAGUUGUUCACCACGAAGGAAGGAAGAAUGGGCACGGGGGUUGCGACUGUGUUUGGGCAGGAGAAAGAGGUCUCAGUUGGAGACCAUGUGUUUCUGCUACAAGGCUCCAACGUCCCUGUCAUCCUUCGAUCGCUUACGCCGGAAUCUGGAGCUGUCACCGGUCAUGACUCAGGUGCUGCAGCAACGGCCUCGGUCGAGCCACUCUAUGCCUUCGUCGGGACUGCUUACGUCCAUGGUGUUAUGGAUGGUGAAGCCUGUCCACCAGAUGACUCGUUUCGCGGAGUUCUUCUCAGCCACUACCCGAAGCCGCCUCCAGCUAAGAACGAAUUGAUGAGAGACGCACUCCGGAUGUCCCUCCUGCUUGGUCAUGGAUCCGCGGACUCGAGUUUAGGGCAAACAGCAUAUGCACCAAGCUUACAAGAAAACCAAAACCAAGACCAAAUUCACGAGACAUGCGGCAAGACCGUCGCCAUCAAUGCAGAAGCUCUAGUUUUCCCAGACGGCCGACAGUGGGACGAGUCAUUUAAGCGCAUUCCCGCUCAUAGAGUGCUUCUCAGCACCUUGUUUCAAAACACGCCCACGACAGAGGAAGGAUGGCAACAGCUUGAGAAUGAAAUGGCCACGAAGAUGAAAGAGAAGCAAGAGGGAAAAGAAGGGGCCGAAGAAACCCAGGAUGAUUCAGCGCCUGUUGAAGCAGAUGAUAAACAGCCAACCUAGGCAAUUCGGCACGUGCUCGCUGUAGGCGGAAGAGGACGGCCGCCUCCACAUCUGACCCUAGCUGUCCGGCGCACGUCCUAAAGUCACCGGUCUCGAGGUACUUAUCUUCUCGAAGAUCACGUUGCUCAAUAUUUGUAUGUAAAACGAUUGUCUAGUGAGGGGAGUUUGAGUUCUUGAGUAAGCAGCUUUCGAUGGGGAUAUCAUCGCCCACGGGGGAAAUGACAACCAUUUGCCUCACACAGCUCAACGGCCAAGGAGCGGAUAUGAAGAUGUCGAUCGCGAUGAUCCCUUGCUCUGCCCUUGACUAUGCACUCAGCUAAGCCUCGCGAUCUGAUCAGGCCGCACGCAGUGAUAGAAUAGUUGGAAAGUUGGCCUAGGCUCGCUAGGACAGAUAGGGACAAAAACCCCGGAUCGUACCCUUGGAGCUGAGGUUGAGUUAUCAGAGCUAUCACGAAAGCAGAUAAGAGACGUGUAGCUGCGACCCGGACAUCUGGGUCCGCGCAGGUACUCUAGGGCCUAGGAAUCCACUAUAACCCCCUACCUAGUAGCCUCUGUUAGUUAUCUGUAGCAGUGCUGCAGGGUCCUACCAGCUGGCCAGGCGAGCGAACAGCAGCGUACCAGAGG